AAGUGAUAAUUUUAAUACUGUGCAUCAGUUUAUGCGAAUCAUCACAAAAGACCGGUCUACGAUCUACGAUCUACCUGUCUGCGAAACAUGUUUCAUUAUCAAAAGGCUUAAUAAUUAAUGCUACCGACUACAGUAUGAUGAAAUUUAGAGUAUUGCUUGCCGUUGCUGGCAUCCUGGGACUUCUUGUUUUAUACUGGGUGCCUUACUUAUCUCUCGUCAUCGUCGGCAUCAUGGGAUUCAUCCUUGUGGAUAUUCAGCGGAGACGCGUUCUGAAGGACCAGUCAUUUGUCGCAGCAUCUAGGCAUUAUGUGGCGCAGAACAUACCGAUAUGGCUGAGCUACUUCAUGGUGGGACGGUUGGAGAGGAAGACCAAAAAUAUCGCUCAGGUUCAGAAAGACGUCUUGCUCAAUCAGAUUCGAUUUAACGAAAACACGGAGUACGGAAAACAGUACAAGUUCUGUGACAUCAAGUCGGUGGAAGAUUUCAUAAAGGCGCACCCUCUGACCCGAUACAGCCAUUACGAGACAUACAUUGAGCGCAUGAUGAAGGGGGAGGUGAACAUUCUCACUGCUGAACAGCCCGUAGUGUUCUCCGUCACGUCGGGCACCUCAGGGAAAAGUAACAUAUUACCAAUGCUUAAGAGACAAAGUUUUUUGUUCUUGACUGACGGUAUAGCCAUUGUCAGUCAGAAGAUGGCCAAAGAAUUUGGAUUCGCUAAACAGCUUCUUAAGAGCUUUAAAAUAUUUUACAAUCCGAAAUGGAGAGAAUGUGAAGCUGGCAUUCCAAUUGGUCCGAAUUCAUCAUCCCCUUCUAACUCGAAGGCCAUUCUGCACCUGUAUUCAUCGCCGAAAGUAGCCUAUGAGAUUAUGAGUGAACCCGAUGCUUUGUACAUUCAUCUACUGUUCAGUCUCAAAAACAGACAUCUUGGUAUGAUGGAAGCCAAUUUCUCGUCCUUGGUCUUCAAUGCAUUUCGAACAAUGGAGCACAACUGGACAGACCUCUUGCAUGACAUUGAAACUGGAACACUGAGUUUGUCUCUGAAUAUUGAUGAUAACAUAAGACAGGGGCUGCAGAAAGUUUUAACACCUGAUCCAGCAAGAGCUGAAGAACUAAAGUCAGCAAUGCUGGGAGGGAUUGUGGGAUUGGGAUCAAGAAUUUGGCCAUGUUGUGUUUGUGCUAUUGGGGCUGACACAGGCACAUUCCAGUUGUAUGGAGAAAAGCUGAGGGAAACAUACUUGCAUGGCAUUCCUUUGUAUUCCCCACUGUAUGCAGCUACAGAAGGUUUGCUGGGCGUCAACAUCUGGCCUCGACUACCGAGUCAGUACCUGCUAGUACCAUCUGCCCAGUUCUUUGAGUUCAUUCCGAUAGAGAUUACAGACCAGCCACAGCCAGACACACUGCUCAUGCAUCAGUUGAAAGAAGGGGAAGUGUAUGAGAUGGUUCUGACCAAUUUGUCUUGUUUGUAUCGAUACCGUUUUGGAGAUGUCAUCAAAGUUGCCGGGUUUCACAACCAGUGUCCCAUUAUCAAGUUCAUGUACAGACAGGGUCAGUUUCUAAGUGUUCGGGGUGAGAAGACAUCUGAAGCUACUUUCUACACCGCUCUUACAAGCACAGUCCCCAAGUGGCCAGGGAGAAAGCUUAUUGACUACAGCUGCACAGAAUGCAUAUAUGCCGAGGAUGCUGGGAUGAAAUCAGGUUGUGGUAGUCCGGCUCCCUGUUACUAUGUAUUCCUAGAAUUAGAGUUAGAUAAUGAAAGUGGUGACACCAGUUUGUCUCUUUCAGAUAAAGAAAAAGAUAUGCUUGAUGACACGCUGUGUUCACAGUCGUAUGUGUACUCAUCGUUCAGAAAGAAAGGCAGCAUUAGUGGCAUGAAGGUGUACAUCCUGAAACCCGGCUCAUUCCAGGCCCUGAGACGGCACAUGAUCGAGAGCACCUCGGCGUCGCCCAACCAGUACAAGGUGCCGAGAGUCCUCAAGAAAAAAGAACACAUCAAAUUCCUCAUGGAUCUGAUCACCUAACUCAUCUCUUCGAAGUGCAGUUGCUAGAUCUAUACAAGACAUUUUGUUGUAUUGAGAAGAAGAAAAAAAGUGUCUUAAUAUCCAAACUAUUGUUUGGUGCAUCAAAAAUGUGUGGUUUCUCUUUUGUUCCAAUAUCUCUUGAACAAGUUAAGAUUAUACUAAUGGGCCUGCGCUUAUAAAACUUGGCAGUCCGGACACAAGACUUAGUGCAGUCUACAGAUUUUAAGUACAUGCUGUUUGUAUAGGCAAGACUGUUUUCAGUCUCGAGUCUAGACUUUAAGGUUUAAUAUUAAGUACAUGGCCUGGUCAACUUAAUCACCUAUUUUCACUAAAAUUGCUUGUAUGCUAAUAUAAAAUAUUAGUGUGUAUUGUAUUUUUUUGUGGUUUAAUAUUAUUGACUUGAAGGUUUGCCUCCUAUUUAAGGUAUUUUCUUUUAUACAGAGAGUUUAUAGGGUAAACUGAUCACGAGUCGGACAACCUUGGUGUUUUACAUCACAGUUAGUUUAUUGUGUUUGGUGCAUUAAAUGAUCACUAUGUACCAUAGCUGGUAUUCCAUAGAUCUAUUUUUGUUUUGAGUUGGGACGUAGCCCAGUGGUAAAGCGAUCGCUUGAUACAUGGUAGGUUUGGGAUCAAUCCCUGCUAUUUUUCAUACCAGCCAGUGCACCAUGACUGGUAUAUCAA
Gigantopelta aegis is the source of this 2699-nucleotide messenger RNA. Its product is annotated as GH3 domain-containing protein-like. Gene Ontology annotation, molecular function: acid-amino acid ligase activity. The coding region runs from base 135 to 2018 and encodes 627 amino acids. Gene Ontology annotation, cellular component: cytoplasm. The record is from RefSeq and is a predicted model, not a curated record. NCBI's taxonomy places the organism in Eukaryota, Metazoa, Mollusca, Gastropoda, Neomphalida, Peltospiridae. The transcript is spliced from 8 exons.